AUGGAUGGUCCCGUACCUCCUGCCUUUGGUAAGCUGCGUCAGCUGGAAGUUCUCGAGUUGGGAGGGAACUUCUUCUCCAGACCACUGCUUGCUCAGCUCGCAUCCACACUGCAAACGCUGGAUCUGACAGGUUAUAGAUUUGAGGAACCGAUUCCAUCCAUAGGUUGGAAACUGACCAGCUUGGGGUACAUUAGGGCCGACAGCUCGGGCAGCAUUCCGUCGUUCCUCACCAAGCUCGAGAAACUCCUUGUCUUGAAUCUCAAAGCAAGCUUGUUCACUGGCUCCAUUCCUUCCUCCCUUGGCCAACUAAAAGGCCUAGUUCUCCCAAGCUUACAGGGAUUGGAGUGUAUUUCAAAAGAGGCUGGAUGGACGCCUGGAAAUUUCAACAACGAAUCACCCUACUCGAUCAUGUUUGGGCUGGACAAAUGCGGCGCCACCAACAAGGUCCACUUCAUCUACAAGCACAAGGGCCCCAAAUCCGACAAGCACAUCGAGCAUCACCUCAAGUACCCGCCAUCGCCAGUGGCUGACAAGCUCUCUCACGUCUACACGGCAGUGAUCUACCCGAACAACACGCUCAAGAUCCUCGUCGACGGCAAGGAGGAGAAGAGCGUCGACCUCCUCUCGAGCGACUUCGAGCCGGCCGUGAUCCCGCCCAAGACCAUCCCCGAUCCCGACGACAAGAAGCCCGAGGACUGGGACGAGCGGGCGAAGAUCCCCGAUCCGGAAGCGACCAAGCCCGAGGAUUGGGACGAGGACGCUCCACUGGAGAUCGAGGACGCGGAGGCGGUCAAGCCCGAUGACUGGCUGGACAACGAGCCGGACGAGGUUGACGAUCCGGAAGCUAGCAAGCCCGCGGAUUGGGACGACGAGGAGGAUGGCGAGUGGGAGCCCCCGAAGAUCAGCAACCCAAAGUGUGAGGAAGCGUCUGGGUGUGGAGAAUGGAAGAGGCCCAUGAAGAGGAACCCGGACUACAAGGGGAAGUGGCAUCCUCCGAUGAUCGACAACCCGGCUUACAAGGGGAUCUGGGCUCCGAAGCAAAUACCGAACCCGGAGUACUUCGAGUUGGACAGGCCGGAUCUAGAGCCGAUCUCGGCGAUAGGGAUCGAGAUCUGGACGAUGCAGGACGGCAUUCUUUUUGACAACAUCCUGGUGGCGACCGACGAGGCUGUGGCAGCAGAGUACAGGGAGACGAAAUGGAAGCCCAAGUACGAGGCUGAGAAGGAGAAGCAAAAGAUUGAAGAAGCGACUCCGAGUCCUGACGGCAUCCAGGCAAAGAUGUUUGAGUACCUGCGCAAGGUUGCCGACAUCCCGGCUUUGGCGUCACAGAAGGAAAAGAUUCUUGAUCUUCUGGAGAAGGCCGAGAAGUUCCCAACCAUUUCUUUGAGCGCCAUAGCUUUGAUCCCGCUCGUCGUGGUGGUCACGCUGUUUAAGAUUCUAUUUGGUGGCAAGAAAUCGCCCCCCAAGAAGACGAAGGUGACUGUAGAGAAGUCCAAGAAGGAAGACAUCUCCAGCCCGGACGAUUCCAAGGACAAGGCGGAGGACGACGCGGCAGGCAACGAGAUUGAGAAGGAAGGCGAGGGCGCCCGCCAAAGGAGGACCCGACGCGAAUCGUAAGAAAACAGGAGGCGAGAGAGAGCUAGAAGAAUCAAAGCUUUUACUCGAUAGAAGACAAGAGAAG
This is a messenger RNA of Selaginella moellendorffii, 1681 nucleotides long. RefSeq names its product calnexin homolog 1-like. Gene Ontology annotation, cellular component: endoplasmic reticulum membrane; endoplasmic reticulum. Gene Ontology annotation, biological process: protein folding. Gene Ontology annotation, molecular function: calcium ion binding. The transcript is spliced from 5 exons. The record is from RefSeq and is a predicted model, not a curated record. Bases 1 to 1617 code for a protein of 538 amino acids. Lineage: Eukaryota; Viridiplantae; Streptophyta; Lycopodiopsida; Selaginellales; Selaginellaceae.